UCACGGAAACAACACCUCGAUAUAAUACGCUUCCCUUCCUCGAACCUUACGGACCUUUCGAGUGUAAUAUGGCAGCAUACGGAGCACCAGGUGCCGGAGCAGCGGCGGCGGCGAUCGACUAUGCUAGUUCGUCAAUGCGAGAUGCUGUCUUGCAAAUAGUAAACUCAGCGCAUUUCAAUCCCUCCGAGAUGAAGGAGAGAAAGUUGACGCUGUCUCAAGCGUAUUGUCUGCUGUGGCAGGACGCCGAGAGUGGUAAUGUGAAAGGAAGGCAAACGUCCUGUGAGCUGCAAGCCGGAGCGGCGGCCGCUUGUCUCCUUGACCUUAUAAUCCAAGGAAAGAUAACAGUUGAUGUUGUACCGAAAACUACGCUUGGCAUCGACCGAGAGGAUGUCUAUGUUAAGGUUGUUCAGGAUUCACCAACAGGAACCUACCUUGACAAAGCUAUAUUCAACAAGAUCCUUGAGCGGCACGAAAAAAGUUUCAAUGAGCCUCGAAAGCUGAAAAAAUGGAUCUCUGAAGAUUUGUACAGCUUCAGGUCCAAGAACCAGUGUGGAACCAUCACCCUUGACAGCCUUGCUGAUGACUUAGGGAUCCUAAAAAAGGACAAGCACAUGUUUAGCAUUGAUUACCCCACUGUUAACCCAGAACCUGAGGAGAAUUUAAGGCAACAGAUUCAGAAGAUUGGUCUUGGUCACGCGGAGCCAGACAGCUACCUCAGAGCCCUCUUGACCGUCAUGCGCGCCGCUGAUAAUCUCUCUUGUUUGUGGGAUCCCUUGCUUGAGAAGUGUUUCAGUAAAGAGCAGUAUAAGGAAGCUAAAGAACGGAUCAAAGCGAUGGUGCAAGUAGACAAAUCAACAAGUGAAAAGUAUCAGGCUAUGCAGUGAGCACAUUUGCAUAAGCACAUAUACACAAUAUCUCCUGAUGAUUAUACUCCGUCUUGUAUUUACACGAAUAUGUGUAUUUAUUUAUUUGCUUAUUUUUAUUAACAAAGUUCCACAAAUUAUACUGGUGCGGGAGGAACAACAGAGGCUCCAAGUCAAGCGUGUGUGUAUUGUUAGUAAGCACUGAGAGUGGUUACUGCCAGAGGGUAUAUUGCAUCCCAAGUGGUUCUUUGACAUCCCUUCCGAUUCGGGUUAGUGUAGGUUUAAGAGACCGGACCUCCAGUUUAAUGUCCCUAACCCGAGAAGAUGUUCGUCCUUAAUUGGUUGUUAUUCGAAGGAUCAAAUCAGGGAGACGUUAUCCGCAAUGGAUUCUUGACCAUUCUUUUAUACUUUACUACAACAGUUUCUUUACUCUAUAUCAUCAUUACAUCUUGAAGUAGCUUUUUUCAAUAAACUUUGAUCCAUUAAA
This is a messenger RNA of Nematostella vectensis (starlet sea anemone), 1350 nucleotides long. RefSeq lists its product as uncharacterized. Gene Ontology annotation, molecular function: phosphatidylinositol-4-phosphate binding. The transcript is spliced from 3 exons. Bases 69 to 884 code for a protein of 271 amino acids. NCBI's taxonomy places the organism in Eukaryota, Metazoa, Cnidaria, Anthozoa, Actiniaria, Edwardsiidae. The record is from RefSeq and is a predicted model, not a curated record.